AAUAACAGAAGAGGGAGAAAUGAGCGAGGAGGAGAACCCCGGCCGGAUCGGGCUAAAAGCCUAAAACCCUAGUCGCACCGCGCCUCUGGGAAAAUGAACUGAAGGAAGAAGAAAACCAGAACACAGGAAUGGCGAACCGGCGUUGCCUCCAAGCCCUGACCCGCCAAGCCACGUCUCUCUCCUCGUCGGUCCGCCACCUCAACACUCCGCCUCUUCUCUCCGCUCCGUUUCCUCUCAAACCGCUCCUCGAUGCUCGGCAGGUGUCGCCCAGUCUCGAGCCGAACCGGUGCGCUCUAUGGCCGCCGCGGGCUCGUCCCUUCUGCUCCAACAGGACGAGCGACGACGAGGACGAGGAUGAGGACGAGGACGAGGACGAGGACGGCGAAGGAGGGGAGGUCAUGGAGGAGAGCGAUUGCGAGACCGGCAAGUCCUCGUCGCGUUCGAAGUGGGAGUACACGGCCGAGGAGAGAGAAGCUGAGGCCGCCGCGAUUGGGUACACAUUGCUCGGCCCUUUGGAGAGGUCGGACCGGGUUUUCAACCCUUACGAGCCGGUUUUCGCCGUCGUUCAGAUUGGUUCGCACCAGUUCAAGGUGAGCAAUGGGGACUGCAUCUUCACGGAGCGGCUCAAGUUCUGCGACAUCAAUGACAAGUUGAUUUUGAACAAAGUUCUGCUGCUCGGCUCACAGACUCAGACAAUUGUUGGGAGACCGACAGUUCCAGAUGCAGCUGUACAUGCAGUCGUUGAGGAGCAUGCAUUAGAUGCAAAAGUAAUUAUAUUUAAGAAAAAGAGGAGGAAGAACUACCGGCGAACAAAAGGACACCGACAGGAACUCACCAAGUUGAGGAUAACUGACAUUCAAGGAAUUGAGAAACCUGAGAAGACAGACAAUGAGAAACCUGUCAAGUCAGCAGUUAAGAAGUCAGAGAAGGUCGCUGUUGCUGCAUAGGAGUUUUUUUUUCCAUGGUCAUCUGCCAAUAAUGGUUCCAAUGCUACUUCUGCAUCAUGAGCACUACUGGACAUGGCGUGUCCACUGUAUUGUCUGAAAGGAUUUGCCUGCCGAGUGCCGAGUGCCGAGCACCUUUUAAGAUGGUAAUACCAUCAUAGCUCCAAUAGGACGUGCUUGGAGUCUCCGGAUUUUUCUGGUGAAUCCUGAUUCCUCCAGAUUGAAUCAGUUUUUCUAGGAUCAUGAGAGCUUUAAUCUUGCUUCUUAUCCAGAUAUGACUGAUGAAUCACAUGUGGCAAGAGAUCUUGUGUUUAGAUCACUGCAAGGCAUCAGGGCAGAGCUUUUCUGUACUCCAUUUAUUGGAUCGAAUGCUUCUUAUGGUUUUGAUUUUUAUGUAUUGCAACAUACCGGGGAUAGUUUUAAUUCAAUCUGCGGCGUUGCCUAGUCAAUAACUCUUUAGAGAGAUGGGCGGUGCUGCUGGUUUUCAUGCUGCAAAAGUAUGCAAGAGAUUGUUGCAAUCAUUUAUGGGUAGAAUUGUUAAUUUCUUGUUCCUUAUGCCAGUUUUAUCUCUGUCGUUAACUUGCUAACUCGUA
Messenger RNA from Rhodamnia argentea, 1537 nucleotides. Its product is annotated as 50S ribosomal protein L21, mitochondrial. The transcript has 5 exons. Gene Ontology annotation, molecular function: structural constituent of ribosome; RNA binding. Gene Ontology annotation, cellular component: ribosome. Lineage: Eukaryota; Viridiplantae; Streptophyta; Magnoliopsida; Myrtales; Myrtaceae. Gene Ontology annotation, biological process: translation. The record is from RefSeq and is a predicted model, not a curated record. Bases 129 to 947 code for a protein of 272 amino acids.